This is a messenger RNA of Bombus huntii, 2624 nucleotides long. RefSeq names its product N-terminal kinase-like protein (gene yata). Bases 36 to 2393 code for a protein of 785 amino acids. Gene Ontology annotation, molecular function: ATP binding; protein kinase activity. The transcript is spliced from 12 exons. Lineage: Eukaryota; Metazoa; Arthropoda; Insecta; Hymenoptera; Apidae. Gene Ontology annotation, biological process: protein phosphorylation. The record is from RefSeq and is a predicted model, not a curated record.
GAUUUAUAUCAGAGUUAAAUAAUUGAAUCAAAAAUAUGUGGUCCUUCUUUUCAAGAGACCCCACCAAAGAUUUUUCAUAUGAGAUCGGUGAACCGGUUUCUAGUUUAGAUGAUAAGAGCAUCUGGACACUGCAUAGGGCUAAGAAAAAGGGUUCUACAGGAGGUGAAGAUGUUUCAGUGUUCGUAUUUGAAUGUAAGACAGGCAAUGAACAUCUUUUGAAUAUAGCUCGUUCAGCGGUUAAAAGAUUAAAAACACUUAGACAUCCAAGUAUACUUGCAUAUCUUGAUAGUUUUGAGACUAAUAAAGUAAUUUAUUUAGCAACUGAACGUGUAGAAACUUUAUAUAGUCGACUGAUAAGGAAAUCUGAUGGUGAUGAUGAAUCUAAAAGGGAACUAUAUUUUUCUUGGGGAAUAUUCCAAAUUACUAGAGCACUGAAUUUUCUAAAUAAUGAUGGUAACCUACGACACAACAAUGUUAACUUAUGGACUGUAUUUGUUAAUGAGGAAAGUGGAGAAUGGAAACUUGGUGGAGUUGAAUAUAUGACAGCAGUAGAUACUGUUUACAGCGUAUUACCAUCAACAUUCCAAGUAUAUUAUCCUCUUGAUAUUAAGGAAAAUGUAAAGCCAGCCACCAAAUGCUCAGUUGACAUGUGGGGACUUGGAUGCCUGAUCUGGGAAACAUAUAAUGGUCCACUAACUUCAAAUUCGCAACUUAAAGUCACUGAUAAAAUUCCAAAACAAUUGCAACUGAUAUAUAGAGAAUUGAUCAGUAGCAAUGAAGAAGGAAGACCGAAUCCUGCAGAUGUGAUAGCACGUUGCCGCAGUAAUGGUGGAUUUUUUAAAAAUGAUCUAGUAGAUGCGCUUUUAUUCCUAGAGGAAAUUCAAAUGAAAGAAAGGGGAGAAAAGGGGCGAUUUUUCUCACAACUUGCUGGUCAGUUGGAAUCAUUUCCGGAUGGCGUUGGCAGGUAUAAAAUUUUACCACAAUUAUUGGCUGCCUUUGAAUUUGGUGAUGCUGGAAGUGCAGUAUUACCUCCUCUAUUACAACUUGGUUGCCAACUACCCGACGUUGAAUAUCAACGAAGAGUUGUACCAUGUGUUGUCAAAUUAUUUGCAUCCAAUGAUAGGGCAACAAGAUUAAGAUUAUUGCAACAGCUAGAUCGAUUUGUUGAUCAUUUACAACCAGCAACAGUUAAUGAAGCUAUCUUUCCACAGGUAGCCAAAGGGUUUUUAGAUACAAAUGCUGCAAUUAGGGAACAAACAAUAAAAUCUGUUGUACAUUUAGCACCAAAAUUAGAUUAUAACAAUCUUAAUGUGGAAACAUUAAGGUAUUUUGCUAAACUUCAGUCGAAAGAUGAACAUGGCGGCAUACGUACUAAUACUACAGUCUGUUUAGGAAAAAUUGCUCAACAUCUUCAUCCUCAAAUUAGGCAAAAAGUGUUAAUUGGAGCAUUUAUUCGAGGUACACGAGAUUCCUUUCCACCGGCUAGAGCGGCGAGUAUUUUAGCAUUAGCUGCAACGCAGCAAUACUUUUUACUACAGGAAGUUGCAAAUCGUAUUUUACCAGCUCUGUGCCCACUCACUACAGAUGUGGAUAAGGGAGUAAGAGAUAACGCAUUCCGAACUAUCCGUGGAUUUCUAUCAAAACUAGAAAGAGUAUCGGAAAAUCCAGGAUUACGUGAAUCUAUGGAGGCUGAUGUAAAUACAGCUACACCAAGUCUUAGCAAUGCAGCCGCAACAUGGGCUGGCUGGGCUGUAACAGCAGUUACUGCCAAAUUUUAUCGCAGUCAAUCGGAUACACCUAAAUCAUCAAAUCCGCAUAACAUAUCUAGAAUUUUACUAAACAAACCCGCCUCGUUAGAGCAAGCUAGCAGUUCGCAAAGUAGUGCUAGUACAACUGCCACGACAAGUAGUGCUACAAGUAUGACGUCAUUAGACCAUGAUCAUGAACAUGAUUUACAGAAUGCUACAAACGCAAAUUCAGAUUGUGAUUGGGACUGGGAUGCUGACAAUUGGGGUGAUAUGGAAGAAGGACCUUCUAGUACAUCAGGACAUGGACUAAGUAAUAUUUCACCAUCUUGUCAUUCUCCUAAACCUAAUGAUCAGUGGACAAGCCUUGAAGAAGAACCAGAGGAAGAAGCAGCACAGGAUGUAGAAGAUAAGAAUGAUUCUUCUGAGGUAGGUUGGGAGGAUUCAGAAUUUCAGCCUCUGGAAGAUUUUCAACCAUUAGAACAUACACAAUCAGAAAAUGCUGAAAGUACUAAUACAAUUAAUGGAAACACUAAAUUAGAAGAAGCAAGAAGAAAGCGUGAGGAGCGUAAAUUAGCAAGACAAAGACAAAUGGAAGCAAAGAGAGCGAUAAAAUUACGAAAUAAUGUCGCUGCUAAAAAACUCUAAUUUAAAUACCAUAAUUUAAUGAUUGCGUUCAUGUAUUUAACAAAAACAAGAAUUAAAAAAUGAUGAAAGCGAAAAAAGUAUUUUUUCUAUUAAUAACUAGUUGAUAUUUGUUAAACAUUAAUUUUGAAUUGUUUUUCUAACAUUGUUUAUUGCAUUAUUAUAUAUUCUUAUAAAGUAUUAUACAUAUGUCCAGUAAAAUAUAAUUACAAAUCAAUACUUUUUUAACCUGUA